Molecule: messenger RNA, 1030 nt
Organism: Panicum hallii
Lineage: Eukaryota; Viridiplantae; Streptophyta; Magnoliopsida; Poales; Poaceae
Product: ganglioside-induced differentiation-associated protein 2
Exons: 3
Coding region: 245-877 (210 amino acids)
Source: RefSeq, a predicted model, not a curated record
CACGCCCAUUCCUCGUUCCCCAGAGCGACGGCCCAGUGGCCAGCCCCCGCCGCGCCACCUCCAUUCACUGCUCCCCGCCCGCGCCGGGCCGCGCGCACGGCAUCGCACGUAUUUAAGCGCGCGCCCGUGCGACCGACCCCUCUCAAGACACGCGAGCCGUGUACCGGGGCGAACGGCGAGCACGCACAAGGCACAACACACAAGAAGCGAAGGAAGAAAAAAAACAGAGGGGACGACGGAAGCCAUGGUGGUCACCGUCGAGAAGGACGCGGCGGGCGGCGAGCCGGCGCUGCUGCUGGAGCGCAGCCGGGCGAUCACGCUCCAGGGCCGCGACAGGAAGGGCCGCGCCGUCGUCAGGGUCGUCGGCAGCUACUUCCCAGCGCGCGCGCUGGGCGGGCGGGCGGAGGAGGCGCUGCGGGCUUACCUGCGGGAGCGCGUGCUCCCGGCGAUCGGCGACCGCGAGUUCGUGGUGGUGUACAUGCACUCCCGCGUGGACCGCGGCGGCAACUUCCCCGGCGUCGGCGCGAUCCGCGGCGCCUACGAGUCGCUGCCGGCCGCCGCCAAGGAGAGGCUGCGAGCCGUCUACUUCGUGCACCCGGCGCUCCAGUCCAGGCUCUUCUUCGCCACCUUCGGCCGCUUCCUCUUCAGCUCCGGGCUGUACGAGAAGCUGAGGUACAUGAGCAGGCUCGAGUACGUGUGGGCGCACAUGGACAAGGGGCAGCUGGAGGUCCCGGGCUGCGUGCGCGAGCACGACGAGGAGCUGGAGCGCCGCCCGCUCAUGGACUACGGCAUCGAGGCCACGGAGAGCCGCUGCGUUUACGACGCCGCGUCCAUGGACACCUCGGCGUCCCUGCACUCGCUCCGCUGCGUCUCCUAGCCGCUUCUGAACAAAAUAUGGCAUCUUGCUUCAAUGUUCUUGUUGUAGGUGGUAGUAUCGUAGUAUUAGCUUACCUUUCAGUACCCUAGUUUAGAUGUGUAAGUAAAUUAGCGAAAAGGAUAAAAGAGAUCCAAAUGUUUUUUGGACUCAGGA